Fusarium coffeatum is the source of this 1173-nucleotide messenger RNA. RefSeq lists its product as uncharacterized. The transcript has 4 exons. Lineage: Eukaryota; Fungi; Ascomycota; Sordariomycetes; Hypocreales; Nectriaceae. Gene Ontology annotation, biological process: ubiquitin-dependent protein catabolic process. The record is from RefSeq and is a predicted model, not a curated record. Gene Ontology annotation, molecular function: endopeptidase activator activity; proteasome binding; ubiquitin binding. Gene Ontology annotation, cellular component: cytoplasm; nucleus; proteasome regulatory particle, lid subcomplex. Bases 1 to 1173 code for a protein of 390 amino acids.
AUGCCAAUCUCACCGAUCAUCACAUUUAAGGCCGGCCAGUGCGAGGUCGAUACCUCCUCUAAGCCUUACAAGGUGAAGCCUCAGCCUGAGCCAGGCUACAUCUACCUAUACUCCGAAGAUGAUCUCGUGCAUUUCUGCUGGCGCAAGCGCAGCUCGCCCGUUGACGACCCCGAGGUGGACCUUAUCAUGGUCCCUACCGAUGGCAGCUUCACUCCCUACGAAUCCACAACAUCUUCUGAACCCACCUCCAAGACCGAUGGCCGUAUCUUUGUCCUGAAGUUCUCUUCGUCUUCCCAACGACACAUCUUCUGGCUACAGUCGAAGCCACAGAGCGAGAAUGGAGACCCAGCCUACUACAGUCCCCGUGAUCGCAAGAUCGGCGACAUCGUCCAUCGCCUGCUACAGGGCGAGGAAGUCGAUGUGUCUGAGGAGAUGUCCACUGUUCGCAACAACGACCACGACGAUGAUGAGGAUGAGACUAUGGAGGACGCCGAGAACCAGCGCCCCCAGGGACACCGAGGCAGCGGAGGUGCGGGACCUGAUGCUACAGGAGGAGAUGUUCGAGAGGAGGGCGAGGGCUCGCGAGAGGGAGGAGCUGAUGGUGCUAGAGCGGUCUCUUCCUCAGCCCCUGAUGCUGAUGCCGCUGCUGCUGUGAGGAACUUCCUGGAUUCUCUCCGAGGUCAAUCAGGCCCCUCUGGCGGGCAGCAGCAGCAACAACAAGGUGCUGACAAGGCGUACCCGUACCUCAACCACCUACUCCCGACCUCUAUCACGGUACCCAUGAUCGAGUCAGCCCCUGAAGAGUUUGCCGACACAUUAAUCAGCUUCCUUCCACCUACUGUUGUCGUCCUUGCAAGUGGUUCAUCAGAUGCUGUCGACGGCAAGUCCGACCCACCGACAGCGACUGUGGAAGCUGCUAAGGCCUCCCUAUCUCUUGACGACAAGCGAACGUUAUUGAAGAAGGUCAUGCGAAGCCCUCAGUUCAACCAGGCCCUGGCAAGUCUAACGAUGGCUAUUCGUGAUGGUGGUCUGCCUAGCAUUGCCGAUGCUCUUGGAGUCAAGGUCCAGGAUGGUGGAUAUCUACGAGGAAGUGGCAUGCCUAUGGGUGGUGGUCAGGCUGUCGAGGCAUUCGUGAACGGUGUGAAGAAGACUGUUGAGGAGGAGAAGAAAUGA